Molecule: messenger RNA, 2397 nt
Organism: Cynocephalus volans (Philippine flying lemur)
Lineage: Eukaryota; Metazoa; Chordata; Mammalia; Dermoptera; Cynocephalidae
Gene: SLC26A4
Product: solute carrier family 26 member 4
Exons: 20
Coding region: 1-2343 (780 amino acids)
Biological process (GO): transmembrane transport
Cellular component (GO): plasma membrane
Molecular function (GO): bicarbonate transmembrane transporter activity; oxalate transmembrane transporter activity; chloride transmembrane transporter activity
Source: RefSeq, a predicted model, not a curated record
AUGGCAGCUCCGGGCGGCAAAUCGGAGCCUCCGCAGCUCUCCGAAUACAGCUGCAGCUACGUGGUGUCGCGGCCGGUCUACAGCGAGCUCGCCUUCCAGCAACAGCACGAGCGGCGCCUGCGGGAGAGCAAGACGCUGCGGGAGAGACUGGCCAAGGGCUGCAGUUGUUCAAGAAAGAGAGCCGUUGGUGUGCUGAAAAGUCUCUUGCCCAUCUUGCAGUGGGUCCCCAAAUACCAAGUCAAGGAAUGGCUGCUUAGUGACAUCAUUUCGGGAGUUAGUACUGGGUUAGUGGGUACGCUGCAAGGGAUGGCGUAUGCCCUACUAGCUGCAGUUCCUGUUGGAUAUGGUCUCUACUCGGCUUUUUUCCCUAUCUUGACGUACUUUAUCUUUGGAACAUCAAGGCAUAUCUCAGUUGGACCUUUUCCAGUGGUCAGUUUAAUGGUGGGAUCUGUUGUUCUGAGCAUGGCCCCUGACGAAAACUUCAUGACAUCCAGCAGUAAUGAAACUGCACUAAACACUACUGUGGUAGACUCUGAGGCCAGAGAUGCAGCAAGAGUACUGAUCGCAAGCGCCCUGACUCUUUUGGUUGGAAUUCUACAGUUGAUAUUUGGAUGUUUGCGGAUUGGAUUCAUAGUGAGGUACUUGGCAGUUCCUUUGGUUGGUGGAUUCACAACAGCUGCUGCCUUUCAAGUGCUGGUCUCACAGUUAAGCAUUGUCCUCAACAUUUCAACCGAAAGUUACAAUGGAGUUCUCUCCAUUAUCUAUACCCUGAUUGAUAUUUUUAAAAAUAUUGGUAAUACCAAUCUUGCUGAUUUCAUUGCUGGAUUACUCACCAUUAUCGUCUGCAUGACAGUUAAGGAAUUAAAUGACCGAUUUAAACACAAAAUCCCAAUCCCUAUUCCUAUAGAAGUAAUUGUGACAAUAAUUGCUACUGCCAUUUCAUAUGGAGCCAACUUGGAAAAAAAUUACAAUGCUGGCAUUGUUAAAUCCAUCCCAAGAGGGUUUCUGCCUCCUGCUCUCCCACCGGUGAGCUUGUUUUCUGAGAUGCUGACGGCAUCAUUUUCCAUUGCCGUGGUGGCUUAUGCUAUUGCAGUGUCUGUAGGAAAAGUAUACGCCACCAAGUAUGAUUACAACAUCGAUGGUAAUCAGGAAUUCAUUGCCUUUGGGAUCAGCAACAUCUUCUCAGGAUUCUUCUCCUGUUUUGUGGCCACCACUGCCCUGUCUCGCACCGCUGUCCAGGAGAGCACUGGGGGAAAGACACAGAUUGCUGGCAUCAUCUCAGCUGCGAUUGUGAUGAUCGCCAUUGUUGCCCUAGGGAAGCUUCUGGAACCUUUGCAGAAGUCGGUCUUGGCAGCUGUUGUAAUCGCCAACCUGAAAGGGAUGUUUAUGCAGGUGUGCGACGUUCCUCGUCUGUGGAGGCAGAAUAAGACUGAUGCUGUUAUCUGGGUGUUUACAUGCAUAGCAUCCAUCAUUCUGGGGCUGGACCUUGGUUUAUUAGUUGGCCUUGUAUUUGGACUAUUGACUGUGGUCCUGAGAAUUCAGUUCCCUUCAUGGAAUCGCCUUGGAAGCAUCCCUAACACAGACAUCUACAAAAGUAUCAAGAAUUACAAAAAUAUUGAAGAACCUGAAGGGGUGAAGAUUCUUAGAUUUUCUAGUCCUCUCUUUUAUGGCAACAUUGAUGGUUUUAAAAAAUGUAUCAAGUCCACAGUUGGAUUUGAUGCCAUUAGAGUAUAUAAUAAAAGGCUAAAAGCAUUGAGGAAGAUACAGAAACUCAUCAAAAAAGGACAAUUAAGGGCAACAAAGAAUGGCAUCAUAAGUGAUGCUGGCUCAUCAAAUAAUGCUUUUGAGUUUGAUGAAGAUGUCGAAGAUCCAGAAGAACUUGAUAUCCCAACCAAGGAAAUAGAGAUUCAAGUGGAUUGGAACUCUGAACUUCCAGUCAAAGUGAAUGUUCCUAAAGUGCCCAUCCACAGCUUUGUGCUUGAUUGUGGAGCUAUAUCUUUCCUGGAUGUUGUUGGAGUGAGGUCAUUACGAAUGAUUGUCAAAGAAUUCCAAAGAAUUGAUGUAAACGUGUACUUUGCAUCACUUCAAGAUCAUGUGAUAGAAAAGCUGGAACAAUGUGGUUUCUUUGAUGAUAACAUUAAAACGGACAUACUCUUUUUGACUGUCCAUGAUGCUAUACUCUAUCUACAGAACCAGGUUAAAUCCCAAAAGGGUCAAGAUUCCAUUUUAGAAGCGAUCACCCGCAUUCAAGACUGUAAAGAUUCUCUUGAAUUAAUGGAAAAAGAGCUGACUGAAGACGAACUUGAUGUCCAGGAUGAGGCUAUGCGUAGACUUGCUUCCUGAAAGCAGGCUAAGGAGGUCACUAUGGGCAAGGACUGCAAAACAAAAUGUACUCAC